This is a messenger RNA of Klebsormidium nitens, 3357 nucleotides long. The record is from the annotation of a GenBank genome assembly. Lineage: Eukaryota; Viridiplantae; Streptophyta; Klebsormidiophyceae; Klebsormidiales; Klebsormidiaceae.
CGACCCCUGGCAUGAAGCCCUGGCGCCCUGUAACAAGCGCCUGAUCUCUCUACCAAGUCAAGUUGAGUCUGUCCCGCCCUCUUCUACCGGGCUCUGAGCUUUCCGGCUAUGUGGGCACCAGUCUAAAGCAAGACAAGCAAGGCAAGGCCCAAGGCAAGCAACUGGCAACUUCGCACAGGAAGGUGGGCCUUGCAUUCUUGUGUCACGUCAAGAACAGCUCGGGCGCCACAGGAGGCGCAGGUUUGAUUGGCAGCAAUGGCUGGCUUCCAAGGUCAAGCCCAGGGUGGGAUGACGGGGGAGGGGCGAGUUGGGAGGUGGCUAACACAGGCAGGGAUGGGCAAGUAUUGCGAGCAAUUCGCGGGGCUGAGCGAAGUGGUGUUUCGGGGGUUGCUGAUGCAGGACUACGGCAGAUACGGCGUCACGAGCCUGGAGGACAAGCAGAGAUUGUUCCGGCUGCUCAAGACAGUCAAUGCCGGGGGGGAGCCGGAUGCUGAGCCCGCAACCCCCCCAAAGCUCUCGCGGCCGAACCAGCAAGCGGCGGGCGGCAUCGAGAGUUUCCUCUCUCCCGAGCUGAGAGCGGACCAUGGAAUAUUGGACAUUCAUGCGAUGGACGAUAGUGAUCUGUUCCAUGACGUCUCUGGCACCCCGCCCCUCUCGGACCCCUUUUACAAGAGCCCCUCCCCACCUCUCGCGUUUGAAUACCAGUCCCGAGCUUACGCCAACGGCUCGGACGAAGAGCAGUUUCCCGUCAACAGCAUACCGCUCCCACCCUCUGGGCGGCAGUCAAGCCAUCGGCCGUCGAGAGAGGCAAACAGCAACGGGUCUGCGAGUGCCCGGAACGCGCUCUUCCGGGCCCAGGCAAACAACAGCAGCGAUGACGACUACGGCAGCGCGCGGCAAGCGGGAAGCAAGCGCAGCAGCGGCGCAGACGACGAGUUCGAGUACAGCGGCUCUCAGCAGCGGGGGGGCAUCCUGCCGUCCCCCAGGCGCCCCAGCACCCCGGGGGGGGCAGAGACCUCGCGCCCGGGGAGUGGGAACGGUCCCCCCGCUGGAGUUGCGAGGAUCCGUGUAGUUGUCAGAAAGCGGCCAAUCAACAAGAAGGAGUUGGCGCGGAAAGAGGAGGAUGUCGUGUGGAUUGACGAGGCGGGGACUGCACUGCAGGUCCACGAGCCAAGGCAGAAGGUGGACCUGACUGCCUAUGUGGAGAAGCACGAGUUCAUGUUCGACGCUGUGUUGAAUGACCAGGUCACCAAUGACGAGGUGUACCGUUUGACUGUUGAGCCGCUGGUCCAAACAAUCUUCAACAAGGGCCGGGCCACGUGCUUCGCGUAUGGGCAGACAGGGAGUGGCAAGACGUACACGAUGCAGCCGUUGCCGAUGCGCGCGACUGCGGACAUCUUCCAGCUGAUGGGCGCCCCCCAGCACCACGACCUGCAACUGUGGCUCAGCUACUUCGAGAUCUACGGCGGGAAGGUGUACGACCUGCUCAACGACCGGCGCAAGCUCUGCAUGCGCGAGGACGGCCGCCAGCAGGUGUGCAUUGUCGGUCUGAAGGAGCAUAAAGUGGAGGCGGUGGGCGAUGUGCGCGACUUUCUGGAGCGCGGCAAUAGCACCCGCAGCACGGGCGUGACGGGUGCCAACGAGGAGUCGUCGCGCUCGCACGCCAUCUUGCAGCUCGCGCUCAAGAAGCACAAGGACGGGGACUUCUCGCGGGGCGGCAAGCUCGUCGGCAAGUUCUCGUUCAUCGACCUGGCUGGAAGCGAGCGUGGCGCCGACACGUAUGACAACGACAAGCAAACGCGGCUGGAGGGGGCGGAGAUCAACAAGAGCCUGCUCGCACUCAAGGAGUGCAUCCGAGCGCUGGACCACGAGCAGGGGCAUAUCCCGUUUAGGGGUAGCAAACUCACGGAGGUUUUGCGCGACAGCUUCGUCGGCAACUCCCGCACCGUCAUGAUCGCCAACAUCUCCCCAAACGCUGGCUCCUGCGAACACACGCUCAACACCCUUCGCUACGCUGACCGCGUCAAGGGCCUCUCCCGAAACCAGCGCACCAGCAACGGGGGGGCCGCGCCCUCUCAGCCGCCCCCCACUUUUCUGAGCCCCACGGCCCCCCCUGCCGCGAACAAAACCGCUGAAGCGCAGUCGCUUGUUCCCCCCCUCCCGCCGAGACUGAACGCGCAGUACCAAAAGGAGAGGGGCGGGGGGGUGGAUUACCAGAGGGAACGGGGGGAGGGAAUGAGCACCGGGGGGGCGCCACCCCCCCGCCCGAGCGACCGCUCCAGCCGGCACCGCGAGCGCAUGGAACAAAUUGAGCGGGACGAAGGCCCACCCCCGGAUCGGGGGGUCCGCAGCCGUCGCGGGAGCGCAUCCGAUCUCGAGUCGGAGCCUCGGUACGUACCUUCGGACCAGCGGUUCGGACUGGCCGAAAACGCGUCCCGAGGGGGGGAGGACGAGGGGAGCUCUGGGCGGGGUACGAGGGGGCCGGAUGCGAAUGGGGGGCCGAUGAGCUGGCAGGAAAUGGCUGCGGGGGGGAGAAAAGCGGGGGAGAUGACGGAGGAUGGACGGGGGGAGGGGACGAGUCUGCCGCCGAUUGGGGGCAGGCGGAGAGAAGGGAAAGAGGAAAGGUCCCGCCGGCCGUCCGGCACGGAUGUGGACGAUCGCUCGGGUCCGAGCCACGUGGGGCAGCCCCGCCGGCGGCGCUCUUCGGGGGGGGUCGACAACGGGGCGUUUGAGGGGGUGGUCGAGGCGAUGGACAACGACGCGCUGCUGACGGCCCACGACGAGCUGAUGAAUGCGAUCAUGGAGGAGGAAGAGGAGCUGGUGGCGACGCACAGGAAGGAGAUUGAAGAAGGGAUGGAGAUCCUUCGGGAGGAGAUGAGGCUGCUGGCGGAGAUGGACAACCCCACGAGCGCGGUUGAUGUGUAUGUCAACCACCUAACCACGUUACUGGCGCGCAAAGCCACCAACCUAGCUUCAUUCCAGAAGCGACUGGCCGACUUCAAGCAGCAUCUGAAAGAAGAAGAAGUGCUGAGCAAAUCGGUCAGCAUCCGCCAACUUCAAUAGGCAAGGCCUCGCUGCCUGUUGAGAUGAUCAGCAUGCUACUUCGUACUACUGCGGUCAGCUAUACCAGGCAGGAUUGAUCCGACGCCGGCCUCUUUUGCUCUCACUGAAGGAGACACGCGGUUGGUUGAAAGGAUGAAAGACUUUCUCCUUUGCGUUUGCGGUUUGAGGGCUCAAUUAGACAAUGCGUACAGCGCAUCAAUAGGUGCAGGUGCUGAUUAACAUGACAGUAUCGAUGCUUUAAGGUGUACAUGAUACCAUGGUUCAUUCAUGGUGUACUGCUCGAUCACAAACGGC